Molecule: messenger RNA, 1224 nt
Organism: Plenodomus lingam JN3
Lineage: Eukaryota; Fungi; Ascomycota; Dothideomycetes; Pleosporales; Leptosphaeriaceae
Biological process (GO): transcription initiation at RNA polymerase II promoter; transcription open complex formation at RNA polymerase II promoter
Cellular component (GO): transcription factor TFIIE complex
Source: RefSeq, a predicted model, not a curated record
AUGGAUCCCGUAGAGGCGGCAAAGCAGCUCGUGCGCAUGGUGGUGCGCAUGUUCUACGAGACGGACCACAUCGUAGUCCUCGAUGCGCUAUGCUACCAUGUUGCUAUGCCCAUGAAUGAUCUCGUGCUCAUACUUGAUGCCGGCAAGAACUCCAAACACGUGGGCAAAGUCGUGGGGAAGCUCAAGGAAGCGGGCUUGUGUUCGUCCUUCUCCCAGCAAGUCAUGCGAGAAGGAGCUACCAAACAGACCAGCCGCGAGUACUUCUACAUUGACUGGGCGCGCGCCUUUGAUGCCAUCAAGUACCGAGUCCAUAAGAUAGACGCCGCAGUCAAGAAGGAUGCGAAACCGACGACCGAGAAGACGGAGCUCAAAUGCCAGCGAUGCAAGUCACAGUAUACAACCAUGCAAGCCCUUGACCAUCCCGAUCCCGAUCCUGGCCCAGACGACAGCGGCUUUAUAUGUGCCCGCUGUGGGUUUCGGUUGGACGAGAUAGACCCCGAGAUUCAAGCAGACACGGUGGAUGAUCGACCUGCCAAAUUCAACAAGCUGUUCGGUCCAAUUCUAACCCUCAUGGCAGAAAUGGACAAGUUAAAGGUGCCAGCUGUCGAGGGCAAGGCUGCCAUUGAAGCAAGAAUUGAGAUACCUCGAGACAAGACCAUCGACCCCGGAACCAAACACGAGGUUGUCGAGACGGCCAUAUCUCGCCCAACGGCCGUCAAGGGACUGGACACGGGCCCCGAAAAGAUUAGUGUACAAAUAGGGUCGAGUGCCGAGCAAAACGAAAAGCAACGGGCAGCGGAGAAGGCUCGACAGGAGAAGAUUGCUAUGCAAAACCAGCUGCCAUCAUGGCACACGCAAUCAACAGUCACCAAGGAUGCUGCUGGCAACGCCACGACGAUCAAAGAGGAAGUCUCUGGCACUGGCGCUCCCGGUAUCAAACUGGAGCCUGGAGAGACUAAGCCCGGUAACCAGAACCUCGACGAUGUCUUUGCCCAGAUAGAAGCAGAGCGACGGCGAAAAGAAGAGGAAGAGGAUGACGACGAGGAUGAUGAUGAGGAGGACGAGUUUGAGGACGUGGCUGUGGGCACGCCAAGUGCGCUUCCCGAUGCAAAGCGUGUGAAACUGGAAUCAUCAGCUGCUCCGACCCCCUCCAAUGCUGCCACACCAGCAGCAUCCAAUGGAGCUGACGAAAGUGAAGAGGACGAAUUCGAAGAUGUGAACUGA